AUGAGGAACAGGUUCACAUGUCUGUUUGCUUUGACAUCACAACAUCUAAACAUUUUUACUUUGUGGUCUCUCCUCUGUAGCAGUCUGCUCAUUUGUUUUGUGACGGUCCAAUCUGUGAACAUCAUGACAGCCAUCAUGUUACUGAGUCUCCUCUUUAUUCCAAGAGCUUUGGCUGCUUGUCCUCAAGAUGCAUACUUGUUCAUUACUGCACCAACAGAGAUGGAAGCUCUGAGUGGAUCUUGUUUACAAAUCCCAUGUAACUUUAUUGUUACUGGACCAGAACCAUUUGACAGCACAAGACCUGUCUUUGGAUCAUGGAUCAAAAAUGAUCCCAGUAUUAAAAAUGUGAUCUUCAACAGCAGUGGGACAGUUAACAUCUAUCCAAUGAAUAUUACAGGAAACCUGAAACAGAAAAACUGCACAACUCUGUUUUCCAAUUUAACCACAGCUUAUACAAACACAUACUACUUCAGGAUUAUGAACUGGCCCGUCAGGGGAACAGCUGUUUGUGAUCCUCUUACAAUAACAGUUAAAGAUUCUCCUUGGAGGCCCAAGAUUACAGUCUCAGGUGAUCUGAAGGAGAAGGAGUCUGUCACUAUAACCUGCUCAGCUUUCACUCCCUGUCCACACUCCCCUCCUGAACUCACCUGGAAUCUCCAACAAGACUCUCACAACAAAAUAGAGGAAAACACAGAUGGAAGCUUUACAACUAAAAUCCAGGAGACCAUCACUCUGUCAGACACACAUGAUGGAAAGAAGAUCAACUGCUCUGCCAGAUAUCCUGUGAACCAAGGAGAAGACACCAAGACAGCAGAGACAGAAGAGACUCUCAGUGUUUCAUAUGCUCCUAAAAACACCUCAGCAUCCAUCAGUCCAUCAGGUUUGGUGUCAGCAGGCAGCUGGGUGAACCUGACCUGCUCCAGCAGAGCCAAACCUCCAGUCAGCAGCUUCACCUGGUUCAAGAAGAGCACAGAUGGACCUGUGAAUGUAUCUGAAGGACAGAUUUACAGCUUCAAUGUAACAGAUGGAGGAGUUUAUUACUGUGUGGCCACUAAUGAGCUGGGUAAUCAGACAUCAGCAGAGAUUCAUGUGAAUAUUGAAGAUUCUCCUUGGAGGCCCAAGAUUACAGUCUCAGGUGAUCUGAAGGAGAAGGAGUCUGUCACUAUAACCUGCUCAGCUUUCACUCCCUGUCCACACUCCCCUCCUGAACUCACCUGGAAUCUCCAACAAGACUCUCACAACAAAAUAGAGGAAAACACAGAUGGAAGCUUUACAACUAAAAUCCAGCAGACCAUCACUCUGUCAGACACACAUGAUGGAAAGAAGAUCAACUGCUCUGCCAGAUAUCCUGUGAACCAAGGAGAAGACACCAAGACAGCAGAGACAGAAGAGACUCUCAAUGUUUCAUAUGUCCCCAAACAAACCUCAGCAUCCAUCAGUUCAUCAGGUUUGGUGUCAGCAGGCAGCUGGGUGAACCUGACCUGCUCCAGCAGAGCCAAACCUCCAGUCAGCAGCUUCACCUGGUUCAAGAAGAGCACAGAUGGACCUGUGAGAGUAUCUGAAGGACAGAUUUACAGCUUCAAUAUAACAGAUGGAGGAGUUUAUUACUGUGUGGCCACUAAUGAUCUGGGUAAUCAGACAUCUGCAGAGUUUCAUGUGACUGUUGCAGGAAAAGGUCUCUCAUCAGGAUUCGCACUGUGGCCGCUUCUUGGAGUACUCAUUGGGAUCAUUGUACUCUUAAUCUUGAUCUGCUUGAUUGUCUUUGUUUGGCGGUUAAAGUCAAAGCGUCAAACUCAACAACAGACUCAGCGUCAAACACACAAAGAGGUGGUUGUUGAACAACCAGGAAGUAAACGAGAUGGAAAAGAGGAACACAUCCAUUAUGGAGAGAUCAGCUUCUCUAACCUGGGAUAUGAAGCGUCCUCUGACUCAGUGCAGGACAGAGGACAGCAGCAGAAUACAAUGUACGCACAGGUGAAGGUCAACAGGCCAGAAAACAGCUUUACACAGAGAGCUCACGGCCAAGAGGAACUCUACGCUGAGGUGAAGAAAAAAUGAAAACUGCUGAGACAUAAUAUCAGAUUAACAAAGAAAUACACACAUGAAGCC
Archocentrus centrarchus (flier cichlid) is the source of this 2109-nucleotide messenger RNA. RefSeq names its product vascular cell adhesion protein 1-like. NCBI's taxonomy places the organism in Eukaryota, Metazoa, Chordata, Actinopteri, Cichliformes, Cichlidae. The record is from RefSeq and is a predicted model, not a curated record. The transcript is spliced from 11 exons. The coding region runs from base 1 to 2058 and encodes 685 amino acids.